Messenger RNA from Hippocampus comes (tiger tail seahorse), 2625 nucleotides. RefSeq names its product ganglioside induced differentiation associated protein 1-like 1 (gene gdap1l1). The record is from RefSeq and is a predicted model, not a curated record. The coding region runs from base 55 to 1158 and encodes 367 amino acids. The transcript is spliced from 6 exons. NCBI's taxonomy places the organism in Eukaryota, Metazoa, Chordata, Actinopteri, Syngnathiformes, Syngnathidae.
UCUCUCCCCCUCCUCCGGUCGCUCCUCUCCUCCACACGCUCAAAACGCUCUGUCAUGGCGUCUUCCAACCAUGUUACCCCCACCAAGUGUGGCUGGUGGCCCAUCUCGGCGAUGGACGAGGACGGCAAAAUGACAGACGGGGACGAGUGCGACGACCCCUGCACGGCCGAACCCAAAGCGCUCAACAAAGACAGACUGGUUUUGUACCAUUGGACGCAGUCUUUUGCCUCCCAGAAGGUCCGUCUGGUGAUCAACGAGAAGGGUCUGGUGUGCGAGGAGAGAGACGUCAGCCUGCCGCUGCAGGAGCACAAGGAGCCGUGGUUCAUGAGGCUUAACCUGGGAGAGGAGGUGCCCGUCUUCCUCCACGGCGACAACAUCAUCAGUGACUACAACCAGAUUAUAGACUACUUGGAGACCAAUUUUGUGGGAGACUCGGUGGCUCAGUUGAUUCCCGCGGCAGACUCGCCAGUUCACGGGCGAGUCCAACAGUACCGCCAGCUGCUGGACGGCCUCCCCAUGGAUGCGUACACUCACGGCUGCAUCCUCCACCCGGAGCUCACCACCGACUCUAUGAUCCCAAAGUACGCCACUGCUGAAAUACGUCGGCAUUUGGUCAACGCAGCGACAGAAUUGAUGAAGUUAGACCACGAGGAACCACAACUGACAGAACCUUACCUGUCCAAGCAAAAGAAGCUCAUGGCAAAGAUCUUGGACCAUGACAAUGUCAACUACCUGAAGAAAAUCCUGGGAGAGUUGGCAAUGGUUUUAGAUCAAGUGGAGGCCGAACUGGAAAAAAGGAAACUGGAGUACCAAGGUCAAAAGUGUGAGUUGUGGCUAUGCGGACCAGACUUUACACUAGCCGAUAUCUGCCUGGGCGCUUUGCUGCACAGGCUCAAGUUCUUAGGACUUUCUAAGAAGUACUGGGAGGACGGCAGUCGGCCCAACCUGCAGACCUUUUUUCUGCGUGUGCAAAAACGCUACGCUUUCCGCAAGGUCCUGGGCGACAUCCACACGACGCUCCUGUCGGCGGUCCUGCCCAACGCCUUCCGAAUGGUCAAAAAGAAGCCGCCGUCCUUUUUCGGGGCCUCCUUUCUUAUGGGAUCCCUCGGCGGCAUGGGCUACUUUGCCUACUGGUUUUUAAAAAAGAAAUACAUGUAGUGAAUGCUCUCUCGGUGUGUUCAAUGUCUGUUCCGCGUGUGAUGUUUGAACUUUUCUGUAACAUUGGACGACUGCAGGAAAACCGUACCGAAUAGAGGAAACGCCAAUACUUAGUGUACUCGUGCGAGUAAAGAUACACACUAUGAAAACAUUCCAUAAGAAGACAUUCUUGACUGCACAUUUUCGGGUACUUGCAGCCUUCAUCGAGCUCCUUUGCUCUUCUUUGCCCUUUGUUCAAGGCAUGCAACCGGUUCACUUAUAAAUACACUGCACUCCAAUGAAACUAGUGCAAGUCUCACUCACGCACACGCACGCGCACACAGAGGGGUUAAGUGACCUUGGCACGCCGGGCGCGACUCCUCGUCAUUUACUCAUCGCUGCUGGAAGCACGAAACCGCAGGAAAAUGUUUCCCUUCUGAAUUGGGGCCCGUGUCCAAAACAGAAAGUAGUUACGAUAAAACAUCUUAAGCCUUCGACUUCCCGAAGCUAAAAAGUGCCAGUUUUUUUCAGCAUGUAAAAUGCAGCUUUUACCUGACUAUAAUUACAAUCAAAUGUUAGAGUCAACUGCUAAAUUGUCAUUAUUGUUGUUGAAAAAAGUAUUUAUGUUGAUUCUCAUAAGAUUACAUUUUCUCAAAACAUUUACGUUAUCCUCCCAAAAUAUCCAUAUGCUAAAAUAAACAAAAAAAUGUAAAAGCAAACCUAAUUCUUGUCAGGCUUCAUUCUAAAAAAUAAAAAUAAAUAAAAAUCGGAUUCUUUUUGUCAAAUUCUUAUUGUAAUAUUGUCACUUUUCCCUCAAAAAAUUACUUUCUUCCUGAGACAAUAUGACAAUUUCAUCAGACGAUGAAUUGGUGAAACUCUUUCUCAUAAGAGAGUUACUUUUUUUCAAGAAAUGCAACUGUACUGAAACAAAUUUGAGUUUAUUAUCAUCAUCAUCAUAUUGACUAAUUUGCCAAAAAGACCAAGUCUGGAAAAAACAUUGACUUUUUUUCCCCAACUAAAAUACCACUAUGCUAAAAAAAGGAUUUUUGUCUUUAAAAAAAGUUACUUAAUUUUGAGUUAAUGCUCUAUAGAAAAUGAGUAUAUUCUCAUCAGAUUACAAAUUUUCCCCUUAUUGAUUUCUGACCUUAUUUGCCAAAGAUGACGACUCACAAAUAGUAUGACUAUACUUAAAUAGUGUUCAUUAAAGUGUUUAUUGUUAGAUUUUUUGGGGGGGGGUCAAAAAAUUUCAUUUAACAACACAUUUUUGUUGACCCAAAAAAAUAAUGUGUAAAGGUUACAGUUUUAUGUAAAAUAAGUGAUUAAAUUCCCAGUUAAUGCUCUAUUAUCCCCCCCCCCACCCCCCACCAGAUAAACACUUUUUGGUGAAAUAAUUUUGACAUUAUUCUUAAACUCUGACUUUCCCCUAGAAUAAAAUACAACUGCAUUCUUAAAGGAGCACAACUUUGUGGUAUAACUUCUAAUCUAAAA